Centropristis striata (black sea bass) is the source of this 1012-nucleotide messenger RNA. RefSeq lists its product as uncharacterized. The record is from RefSeq and is a predicted model, not a curated record. The coding region runs from base 250 to 891 and encodes 213 amino acids. The transcript has 3 exons. Lineage: Eukaryota; Metazoa; Chordata; Actinopteri; Perciformes; Serranidae.
UAUUUACUUUAUAUGUUUCAUUUACUUAUUCGUAUUUUGUAAUUUUCCUGACGAUCAACCGGAAGUAGUGUGUCCGUCUCCGUAUUCCUUCCGCUCCCGGAACUAAUAGUUGGUGUUUGAGCCGUGAUGAGGACGGCGGAGUAAGAAGCCAGUGUUUCUAGUUGUGUGAAGAAAGAGCGACAACACAAACUGCUGGAUGUUCAUUUUGAAAAGCUGAAACUAAACUACAAAGAGCAGAAAAGGGUGAAAAUGUGCGGGGUGCAGCUGCUGCGGGUGUCGGUCCAUGAGCGGAUGCGCGCCGCCGCUGAAGACGUCCUGCUGCGGGUGGAAACAGGAGAAGAAGCGGCGCUGAGAGCGCUGCUCACCGAGCGGCUAACGGCGGCUGCGGAGGAGAUCGUCGGUCUGUUGGAGGAAACCGUGGCGGAGUACGAAGACAGAGUGGAGCGGUCAGAGCGGGAGAUCUGCCGCCAGAGGAGGCUGCUCGAAGCCGUGCUGAAGCCCCAAGUCCGGCUGCACAGAGCAGAUUUACCUUCAGCUGUCCAGUACGUGAUUGUUGUCAAAAAGGAGUCACAGGAGCAGAGCUGCAGUCAGAACCAGGAGGAGCCAGAGCCCCCACACAUUAAAGAGGAACAGGAGGAACCUUGGACCAGUCAAGAAGAUGAAGAGAAACCUCAGUCCUCACAGCUUCAUCGAACACAAACUGAGCAGAUGAAAACAGAAGCUGAUGGAGAGGACUGUGGAGGACCAGAACCAGACAGGAACUCUGAUCCAGAUCCACAUUUACAACCUGAUUCAAGUCAACAGCUGGGAGACUCUUCUGAACCUGAGACUGAUGACAGUGCUGAUUGGAAGGAGACCGAAGAACCUCAGUCAGGCAGGCCUUUUUCAUGAUACAAGAUUUAGUAUGGGUGAGAAACCAUUUCGCUGCUCUGAGUGUGGGAAAAGAUACUCACAGAGAGCAUCUCUGAGUCGACACAUGCAAACACAUAAGGAGAAGAUAAGAGAGAAACCA